Molecule: messenger RNA, 3726 nt
Organism: Symbiodinium sp. CCMP2592
Lineage: Eukaryota; Dinophyceae; Suessiales; Symbiodiniaceae
Source: the annotation of a GenBank genome assembly
AUGAAUGUUAGUACGGGUGUUUCACUCUCGACCCUGCAUCUCAGCAGCACAAGCGAUGAUGAUUCCGAAUCCGACAGCCUGACCAGCUUCAAGCCUGCAGACCCGAUUCAGUGGCACGACCGUGAGCUGCCGUCGUGGGCGUACGAUGAUUCUGCCGUGCAGGUCAUUUCAUGUGUCAUGGAAUGGAAGGCGCCAGCUUUAGUUAGAGUCGGAGCAGCAAGCACACGUGUAUUGGCGUUCGUGUGGCGCUACGUCUUUUAUGCUAUGCUUGUUGUGUGGUUCUUCUGGGCUGCUUUCCCGCUGGUCGUCGCAAAUUUUGCUACUUGUGACGAGCAAGGCGGCUUCUCUCGUAUAUCUGCUAAGCUGCUGAUCAUCUACGUCCCCUUCGUCUUGCUGUCCCUUUGGCUCGAGUGCAAGGUCCUGGCUGCCAAGAUUCCCAUGGAGGUGUGCUCCUUGGGUGGCUGGACCUUUCUUGGCGUUCGUGUCCCCUUCUCUGCAUACUUCGGCGUGCAGCUCGUGGUCAGCGCCGUGAGCCACAUGGACCUCGCCACAAAUGGCAUUGUCUACGCAGAGAUUCUACACACGGCAUCUUGCGACGGGAACCGUGUUGAUGAGACCUGGGCGUUGGUAAGCCAGCGCUCGGUUUUCCACGAACGGUUGCCCCGCCUCAGUGCGGUUGCCUCAAUCAGCUAUGGGUUGAUGGUCGUUCAGCUUCUCUAUGCUUUGUACACUGGGCUGCCGCUGUUCACAAACAGCAACCCUCGAGUGAAGAGUCUCUCUGAAUGGCUUACAAUGAAGGCACCCGUGAUGCACAGCAAGGAUGACUUGCCGCAGAGCCCUUAUGCCAUCACGUUGCAAUCAUGGUCGGAGGAGGUUUGGGCCACUGAGCUGGUGAUGUCUUUGAGCCCUGCAGCCCGGCUCACUGCAGUCAUGGCUCGAGAGACAGAGCGGGUCAAGGUGACGGAGUUGGCCAAAGUCCAACAGCUGAGCGGAGCAGACCCAUGGACCCGAGCUUCGUUGGUCACCUGGGCGAGGCUCAUCACACAGCGGCUCUUCUUGACUGCUUGCUUCGAGGGGGCCCUUUUCACCAACAUCACCGGCAGCGUGCUUGCCAUCGAGAAAUACUUGACCGGUCGGGCCGACAUUCUGACCCUGGGCCUCCGUCGUCUUGAGCAGUCUCAUGUCGUGCGGGCCGUCACAGUGGUGCUGUGGCCUGAGCUCAACGAUGACAAGGCUAGUGACGAAGACAGGAAGUUUCAAGAGCAAGGUUAUGAGGAGAUCAAUCGAUCGUCACUCAAGGGCUACCUGUUGCGCACGGUGACCUUGCUUUUGGGCUCCGCAGUGCUGCUGUCCUGGUGGAUGGGCUAUGCUGUGCUGAAGACACUGAUGGUCUUUCGUUGCUCCAAAGGCUUGUGGAACUACGCAUGGCCUUUGCCUGAUGGUUGCAUCGAGUGCUGCAAGUCAUCCACUGAGUCUGGUCUCGAGUCGCGUCUGAGGGUCCUUGCAGUUGCGAACGGCGAACAGGACCAGCGAGGAUACGCUCUUUAUGGAACCUUUGCUCCGAACAGGCCUGGAGUUGGAGUGGCGUCAGUGGUAGUCGUACUUCAAGAUGUCGAUGCGCAGCUGUCUCCUAUUGCAGAGUGCCAGUGCUGUGGAAUCUACUUGCUUUGUCGGGUGUCUUCGUGCCAUUAUUUAGCUGUAGCUGCAACAACCUAUCUCUCGCCGAAGCGGGGGCUGGAAGGAACGUAUCAGGCCCAGAAGGGAAAGAGGAGUCACGGCCCCCCUCCCUUUGUCCUUCGGAAGCGCAACGCUCACGGACUGCUGGUCCGUGAUGGCAUCUGUGGUUCUGAGACGGUUCGUGCGGCUGGAGAGGGAGUUGGGGAGUUGGGGGUCUCUGUUCUGCUCGAUAGUGGGCUGACGCGAGGCGAACUGAAAAGCUGGUGUAGGAGAGCCGGGGCCACGGCGGAUCAGUGCAAAGUGCCCUUUCUCAGAUCACAUCCGUGUUUCCUUGUGCUCGGUCGGUGCGAGUACUUCAACCCGCUGAGCUCCGUGAAGGCCCAUCAGCAGACUUCCCAAACCGCCGUUGCAGCCCAGCAUCGUGAAAUCCGCACUGCUGUUGAGAAGGUGGAUUCCAGGACGCCGAGCAGGUUGUGGAGGAUCAGCCAGGGAAAUGAGGCCUGCGACCUACAAAUGAGUGAAAGACUCGAUGUCACUUAUGCAGUGAUGGACUGUGCGCAGCAUAUGAAUGUUAGUACGGGUGUUUCACUCUCGACCCUGCAUCUCAGCAGCACAAGCGAUGAUGAUUCCGAAUCCGACAGCCUGACCAGCUUCAAGCCUGCAGACCCGAUUCAGUGGCACGACCGUGAGCUGCCGUCGUGGGCGUACGAUGAUUCUGCCGUGCAGGUCAUUUCAUGUGUCAUGGAAUGGAAGGCGCCAGCUUUAGUUAGAGUCGGAGCAGCAAGCACACGUGUAUUGGCGUUCGUGUGGCGCUACGUCUUUUAUGCUAUGCUUGUUGUGUGGUUCUUCUGGGCUGCUUUCCCGCUGGUCGUCGCAAAUUUUGCUACUUGUGACGAGCAAGGCGGCUUCUCUCGUAUAUCUGCUAAGCUGCUGAUCAUCUACGUCCCCUUCGUCUUGCUGUCCCUUUGGCUCGAGUGCAAGGUCCUGGCUGCCAAGAUUCCCAUGGAGGUGUGCUCCUUGGGUGGCUGGACCUUUCUUGGCGUUCGUGUCCCCUUCUCUGCAUACUUCGGCGUGCAGCUCGUGGUCAGCGCCGUGAGCCACAUGGACCUCGCCACAAAUGGCAUUGUCUACGCAGAGAUUCUACACACGGCAUCUUGCGACGGGAACCGUGUUGAUGAGACCUGGGCGUUGGUAAGCCAGCGCUCGGUUUUCCACGAACGGUUGCCCCGCCUCAGUGCGGUUGCCUCAAUCAGCUAUGGGUUGAUGGUCGUUCAGCUUCUCUAUGCUUUGUACACUGGGCUGCCGCUGUUCACAAACAGCAACCCUCGAGUGAAGAGUCUCUCUGAAUGGCUUACAAUGAAGGCACCCGUGAUGCACAGCAAGGAUGACUUGCCGCAGAGCCCUUAUGCCAUCACGUUGCAAUCAUGGUCGGAGGAGGUUUGGGCCACUGAGCUGGUGAUGUCUUUGAGCCCUGCAGCCCGGCUCACUGCAGUCAUGGCUCGAGAGACAGAGCGGGUCAAGGUGACGGAGUUGGCCAAAGUCCAACAGCUGAGCGGAGCAGACCCAUGGACCCGAGCUUCGUUGGUCACCUGGGCGAGGCUCAUCACACAGCGGCUCUUCUUGACUGCUUGCUUCGAGGGGGCCCUUUUCACCAACAUCACCGGCAGCGUGCUUGCCAUCGAGAAAUACUUGACCGGUCGGGCCGACAUUCUGACCCUGGCCUCCGUCGUCUUGAGCAGUCUCAUGUUUGCGGAACGCUUGAUCUCAACCGUAAAGGUCGUGCGGGCCGUCACAGUGGUGCUGUGGCCUGAGCUCAACGAUGACAAGGCUAGUGACGAAGACAGGAAGUUUCAAGAGCAAGGUUAUGAGGAGAUCAAUCGAUCGUCACUCAAGGGCUACCUGUUGCGCACGGUGACCUUGCUUUUGGGCUCCGCAGUGCUGCUGUCCUGGUGGAUGGGCUAUGCUGUGCUGAAGACACUGAUGGUCUUUCGUUGCUCCAAAGGCUUGUGGAACUACGCAUGGCCUUUGCCUGAUGGUUGCAUCGAGUGA